This is a messenger RNA of Enterobius vermicularis (human pinworm), 714 nucleotides long. The record is from the annotation of a GenBank genome assembly. NCBI's taxonomy places the organism in Eukaryota, Metazoa, Nematoda, Chromadorea, Rhabditida, Oxyuridae.
AUGCAAGUUUUGAACGCCCUUGACCAACCUAUUACAGCCAACAAAUCUUGGCUGAAAAUCAUCAUCAGCGCCAAAGACGGAAAAAAGCAUGAAGAAGAAGCGGCGUACACACAGAUGAGCGCUAUGCAGCCAUCGUUGCUCACUGACCUAGACGCCGGAAGCGAAGCACUCAUUGACAUACAGUGCGCUAAAUCGGCGCAAGCUGUGCUUGAUUCAGUAUCACUACGUGCACAAAACAAAGACGCCGCACUGCAGUUGCAAAAUGUUACUUCUACCAAACCUUCCUUUCAGCAAGCCACGACGUCAUCAGACCGCGCUAACGAUAAACAAGGAAACGAUCAAGUUGCUGCUCCCUUUGACUCAGAGCAAUCCGUCAUCGUAUUUCCAAGAGCGCAGUUACCUCAAUUCAAAAUACUGAAAUUCACGAGGCGUCUUAGAGACUGGCCGACAUUUUGGAACACCUAUGAACAAAUGGUCCAUCUCAAUAGGAGAAUUCCCACGGUGCUCAAAUUCAACUAUUUGAUGGAGCUGCUGACAAAAGAGGCAAAGGCCUUCAUACUGGAUAAUGUCUCACGGCCGGAGAAUUAUUCUGUUUUGGUCCAAAAAGUCAAAGAGGUCUGUGCCGAUGAUCGCUGCUUAAGGGCAGAAUUGCAGCUAGAGUUGCGUUUUUUCCAGCCUAUCGCACAAAAGACUCAAUUCCCCAAUUGCAACUAA